Micromonas pusilla CCMP1545 is the source of this 1245-nucleotide messenger RNA. RefSeq lists its product as uncharacterized. Lineage: Eukaryota; Viridiplantae; Chlorophyta; Mamiellophyceae; Mamiellales; Mamiellaceae. The transcript has 2 exons. The coding region runs from base 1 to 1245 and encodes 414 amino acids. The record is from RefSeq and is a predicted model, not a curated record.
AUGGAACGACCCGAAGAGAGAGGCGGCUCGGCUCGCGGAGGAGCUCGACCUCGCCGCGGGGGACUUCGGCGCCGCGGACGAGCGCGGGAGGCGGCUCUCGGAGCAGCUCGACGCGACGCGACGGGAGCUCAUCGACGCGCGGAGCGAGGCUGCCGCCGCGGGCGUCGCGAGCGGCGAGCUCCCGGGGAAGGUGCAACGGCUGGAGGCGGAGGUUCGCAGGCUCGUGAAGCUGCACGACGCGGAGACGAAGCGCCUCGUGGAGCUGCACGACGCGGAGCAGGCGCGGCUGUCGGACGUGAACGACGCGAAGCUGCGCCACGUCAUCGACCUCAGCGAGGCGGAAGCGAGGCGGCUCUCGGAGCUUCUCGACGAGGCGAACGGCGAGGUGAAACGUCUGAACGAGAAGAUCGUCGGGUUGGCGGACGGCGCGGAGGGGGAGAUCGAACGCCUGAAGGACCGCGUGCGUUUCGUCACCGACAGCGCGGAGCUGGACAAGGCGAAGGAGAUCCGCAAGCUGCGAGAAGAGCUCGAGGCGGCGAGCGAGAAGCUCGAGAAGGAGAAGGCGAGGCGGGUCGCGCUCGAGAGCGGCGAGGAGGAAGCCGCGGCGGCGACGCGAAGGGAGACGCGCGCGCUCAGGGAAGAGGUGGAAUCCCUGACGGCGGCGGCGGCGAGCGCGGAGGCGAGGGCGUCCAAAUCGAGAGAAGAGCUCGACGCCGCGCUCGAGAGAGAGCGCGCGGCCGCGGCGGAGCGCGAGCGCGCGAUCGCGGAGGCGGAGGCGGCGAAGAACGCGGCGGACGCGGCGGCGAAGGAGGCGGAGGAGGCGCGGACGCGGAUCCCCGCCGCCGCCGUCGCCGCCGCGAACGUCUUCGGCGAGGUCCCGAAGCUCAAGAAGCGCGUCGCCGCGCUCGAGGCGGAGCAGCUCGCCGCCGCGGAGGAUGUGGAGUCGCUCAAGUCGCGGAACGCGGCGCUCGAGGCGGAGCUCGCGGAGACGAAGGACGAGCUCGCGAGGACGAAGACGAAGCUCGCCGUCGUCGAGGCGAACCCGGCGGUUUCGGCGGACCACGUUACUUACGUGGAGUACGCGGCGCUGAAGAAGCAGCUCGAGCGGAUGGAGGCGGCGCGCGAGCCGCUGCCGUCGCCGCCGACGAAGACCUUAAGGAACGGCGUUCACCACGCCGACGGGGUCGUAUGGGGACCAGUGUCUUCGCCGGAGACGCGGUCGGAGAAGGCGGAGGCGGACCCUAA